CUUCCUUAGCCUUCUUGUCCUUCCCAGCUCUCUUUUUGCUUCUUCAUCAGAUCGAUGCUUCAACGACGUCGUCCUAAUCUCCUCCUUCCCUUCUUUGCCUUGAUUUUCUGCGCGUUAUGGAUCCUCAACGGCGUCGUUUCGGACCCACAGACCUAUCUUCUUAAGAGUGAGUGCAACUCAUACUUCAUUUCCAACGUAUUCGUCGGCUACAACGUCUCCGUCUUUGAUGAAAACCUAAACGCAACGUUUCGAGACAUCAGAAAGCAGAUCAAUGACCAGAACAAGCACUUCGCCACCGCACGGCAAGACCAUGGAGGAAACCCCGUUGCCACGCUUUUUCAAUGUAGGAACUACCUCUCCGUCGCAGACUGUGUCGUGUGCUUCGAUAUGGCCGCCGAGCAAAUCCGAAAAUGUGCCUCCGGUACCUCCGGUGCCCAUGUCAUCUACGACGGCUGCUUCCUCAGGUUCGACAUCAGCAGCAGUUUCUUUGACGAAACGACGCAAGCUUUCAACAGCACAUCGUGUGGGAAUCAGACUUCUGAAGAACCAGCCACCGUAUUCACCUUAACUGUGGAACAAGUGCUAAUGAAUCUACAGAAAGCAACACCAAGGAUCACUGCCUUCUCGCAGCCACAAAGACGCAAGUGUCUGAUAAUGGUGCAACCAUUUAUGCAUUUGCUCAAUGUAUUCAAACUAUCACACAGAGUAAGUGCGAGGAUUGCUUGAAUACUCAGUACAACAAUAUGCAGACUUGUCUUCCCAAUUCAGAUGGUAGGGCUUAUGCUAAUGGCUGUUUUUUGAGAUAUUCCACCACUUCCUUCUUUCUGAUAACCGUACCAUCGAUAUCACACCCUUCUUCAAACAAGGUCGUUCAAACAAUAAGGGUCCAUUAUUGGUGGAGUUGCUGGAGGUGUAUCUCUUGCUUUGAUCCUCAUUGCAUUGUUAUUUGCCUUGAUUAUUAGACGACGAAAAAACCAAAGAGGGUUCCUAGAGGAGACAUACUUGGGGCAAGCAAUCUGAAUGGUCCAAUUACAUACAGUUACAAGGAUUUGAAGACAGCAACCAAUAAUUUUAGUGAAGAAAAUAAAAUAGGAGAAGGUGGAUUUGGUGUUGUAUACAAGGGCACUUUGUGGAAUGGUAAAGUAGUUGCCAUCAAGAAAUUAGCUUUACAUCACUCCAACAAGAUAGAUGAAGAAUUUGAGAGUGAAGUGAAGCUAAUAAGCCUGUUCACCACCGGAAUCU
This is a messenger RNA of Prosopis cineraria, 1242 nucleotides long. Its product is annotated as antifungal protein ginkbilobin-like protein 1. The record is from RefSeq and is a predicted model, not a curated record. Lineage: Eukaryota; Viridiplantae; Streptophyta; Magnoliopsida; Fabales; Fabaceae. Bases 55 to 726 code for a protein of 223 amino acids. Gene Ontology annotation, cellular component: plasmodesma. The transcript is spliced from 5 exons.